GCUUUUACAGUAUGGCGACUUCCUUAUACCUCGUUAAUGGAACGUGGACGUGUUGGGACUUGUUUGUGAGGAACGUGAUUCAUGUAAAUAGUGGGAUUUAUUAUUGUUGACAAUGGGCAAAACGAGGCACUUUAGACGCAAGCACAAGGAUACGGGCCCUACAGGCCUUCCGAGUGUGAAGGAUAUCGAAAAAGAAGAGCAAAUUGAGGGAAACGAUUCGGAUUCGGCAAGUGCAUCCGACGUUGCACUUCAAAACAUUGUAGAUCAAGGACCAGUUGAAGAUAAGGUUUUUGCUCUUCACUCAUUGGCAAGCAUAUUUUACACUGCAGGAAGUGUACAAGAUGUAGUUCGACAGAAAGUUGCUCGAAUUGCUGGCCCUUUGUUAUUGGAUCCAAGCUCGGCUGUGAGAAAUGCUGCUGCUGGUGCUCUUCGGAAUCUCACCUCAUCUGGAAAUCAUGAAAUAUGUGAUUUGCUUAUUGAACAAGAUAUCAUGACACCUGUGUCAGCGUUCUUUCUGAAGUGUGCUGAUGUGUUGCCCAGCAAACCUGGCACGGAAGAUUCUGACACAUUCGCUCAAGCAGUUUAUCUGUUAUGGAAUUUUGAAGGGAAUAGUACAGCUGUUCAAUACUUCAAUGAUAGGAACUUAAUGCCAAUACUUGUGAAGUUUAUCAGUGCAGCACCGGAAAAUUGGCGAGUGACUCUGGCUAUUGUGCAAUGUUUAAUCACUGUUGUUGAGGACAAUUCUCAUGCAUGUAAUUUAUUACAAAAAUCAGAAGAAGUUUUAAAUAAUCUCUUGACGAUGAAUGGAGAUAGCACUGGAUUAUUACUUCUGCGUGUAAUGACUGCAGGCAUUCUGCUGAGGGUGAGGAGUAACCCUUCAGAUAUAUUGGGUCCAGUCGUGCUUGAUGCCAUUGUAUCUCCUUUAUUACAAGACCAAAGAAAGAAACUUAACGAACUGAGCAGCACAGAACCAGGGGAAUCUGAUGGAGAUGAUGAAGCAAUGGAUCUUGAUUCAAAUUCAACCAGCAGUGAUGGUGAUAUUUGCGAAGAGACUCUUUGUGAACCUGAAACAAAUUUAGAAGACCUUACUGGCACUUCUUUGUCUCUGAGUCCAGAGAUACAUGAAGUAAUAGUAAGCAAGCAAUUGGUUCCAAAAAUCUGGGAGAAAACACGUACACCUGCUGAAAAUGUGCGUGCCCUGUUACAUGAACAUUCUGGGGGUCAGCAUAUACUAAAUAGAGUUGAUAUACUUCGGUCCAGAGCAUUUUCGUGCUUGAACAACAUUAUUCCUGUCUUGGAUAUACAAGAUAUGGGAGGACCAGAAAAUCUUUUUCAAAUGUGGUUAGAUAUGGCUACAUGUGUUGUCAAGAAUGAAGAACCAGAUCCUGAUGUAUUGGAAGCAGCAUCAUGUGCUAUGCGAGCAGCUUUACAGAAAUUUGCUCAGAACCCACAAAGCCAGUCUAUUGACAUUCAGUUACAACAAAUAGAGUUUAUUUUUACUGCUGCCCCAAAUCCAAAACCAUGUGUACGAGCAAAUGUUGUGAGGACAGUUGGUAUGCUUGGAAUGAUGACAUUGUCUCAACCAUUGGAAAAGAAUUUUGAAAUCAUCAAGGGUGUAGGCAAAUUUCUGUUGAAUGGUUUGGCCCAUGAACUUGAACUGUGGGUCAUGGCAGAGAUGUUGGAUUCUAUUAUGGAUUUGUUUGGAGAAGAUGAAACUGAUAGAGCAGCUGCUGAACUCGCUCUUACUAUACAUCUUCAGACAGUAUUACCUGCUUUUAAGCGCAGGGUAAAGAUGAACAGAAAAAAAUUGGGAGAUCAUUAUGCUCUUGUUACGACAGUGAACACCAAUCUACCUCGUUUUAUUCGUUAUAAAUCUAAAAGACUCUCAGUGAUUCAAACAACACUUGAGUAAUUUAAAAAAUAAUAUUGUUUUGUGAAGUUGAAAUAAUAAGAAAAUAUAUUUAUAUUGUGACUUAUA
Gryllus bimaculatus (two-spotted cricket) is the source of this 1978-nucleotide messenger RNA. NCBI's taxonomy places the organism in Eukaryota, Metazoa, Arthropoda, Insecta, Orthoptera, Gryllidae. The record is from the annotation of a GenBank genome assembly.